Molecule: messenger RNA, 1996 nt
Organism: Podarcis raffonei (Aeolian wall lizard)
Lineage: Eukaryota; Metazoa; Chordata; Lepidosauria; Squamata; Lacertidae
Product: coiled-coil domain-containing protein 166-like
Exons: 1
Coding region: 640-1590 (316 amino acids)
Source: RefSeq, a predicted model, not a curated record
GAACCGGAGCCCCGAUCGGUCCCGAGCAUCGCGCCUCCUCCUGGACGGGCACGCCCGUCCGACGCUUUUCUUCGUGUCCCCCGGAGCCUCUUGGGCCCGUCGUCUUGAGAGGCUCUCGGGCAGCUGAAAGGAGCCCCGCCUGCCUGCCCCUCCCUGCCCGGUCGCCAGGCGACCGACAACACAUCGAGGGGCCUCUCCUCCGCCUCCGGGCUCUGCUUUUUCGUGCGCCACGAAGGACCCUCCAGCGCAGCCAGCAGGUAGAACCCCUUCUUGCCCGGGGACCGCCCCUUUUCGACUCCCCUGCGCCCGGGAGAACCCUCCUCCACCCCCAAUUCCACCGGGAGCGUGGCCAAGAGCCGCUCAAACUUUCGGUUCCUAACUUAGCAGAGGAACAUUUUCCUCUGCCCUUGAAGGGGGGGGGGCGUUGGCAGCUUCCCGGCCCCUCUUGAUUCCUCUGAACGGCCAAUGCUCCCCGCUUCAACGGCUCAACAGCGGGGGGCUCUGCGCACGGAGCACGGGAGCGGCGGAUCCUACUCCGCUCCCCCGAGGGCCCUGGGUUAGUCGGGCUCCGCGGGGCAGCCGCUCCGCUCUUGUACGACUUCCAGCGCCCUUCUUCUCCUUCCUCCUCCAGGGCUCAGGAUGCCUCGCAAGCGCCGGGGGAAGACGCUGCCGCAGGCGCAGCCAGCUGGGACAGGACGCGCAGCCCCCGGGAGCGGCGCCGAGGACUCCGGGGGUAGCCCGUCGCAGGAAGGCGCUUCGCCGCUGCAAGAGGAGCUGGAGCGCGUCUGCUGGGAGCUGGAGCGGCUGCGCGGGCGGCGGGCGCAGCUGUGGGCGCAGCACGAGCUCCUGGAGCGGGAGGCGCAGGAGCUGCGCGCCGAGAGCCGGGAGUUCCUGGACUACGUGGCCAAGCGGGCGCAGCGGCGGGAGGGGGCGGCCGUGUUGCUGGGCGACGAGAGCCGGCAGCUCCUGGCGCACAUCCAGCACGAGCACCGGGAGCUCCUGGCCCGCUCCGCGGAGCAGGAGGCAGGGCUGCGCGCGGAGCUGCUCCGCCAGGAGGCCGAGCUGGCGCGGCUAAGCGCCGAGCUGGAGGAGCUGCGCGGAGUGCGCGCGCUGCAGCAGCAGCAGGCCGGCCGAGUGCGGGAGCUGCAGCGCGCGCAGGCGGCGGCCCGCAAGGAGCACGUGCAGCGGCGGCAGGAGGCGGCGGCGCGCUUCGCGCAAGCCAAGGCGGCGCAGGAGCGCGAGGCGCGGGAGCGGGCGGCGCGCGUGGCCGGAGAAGCGCACCUGGUGGCCGCGCGAUGCCUGCUGGAGCACAGGCGGGAGGCGCAGCGGCAGAACCGGGAGCUGAGGCAGGAGCUGGCGCGGCUGGUGGCGAGGGCGCGGGCGCUGCAGGCGCACAAGGACCGGCUGGAGGAUCGCGUGCAGCGCCUGCGGCGGCAGCAUGACUCGCUGCGGGAUUUGGCCCUCCUGCGCCGCGGCGGCCCCGAAGGAGGAGAGCGACCGGCAGCGGGGACGCGCGGAGACGCAGGAGGGCGGGCGCCCCUUCUCCGCAGCGCAGGGCAGACGAGCUGCCUCCAGCCGCGCAACUGCUGAGACGCUGACCAGGGUCCUGGCGGAGAGAACCUUAAGACGAGCCUACGAGGCGCCUGGUGGAUCGGGCCAGUGGCUCAGCUAGUCCAGCCUCCUGUUCUCACGGGGGCCAACCAGACGCCUGUGGGAAACCUGCCAGCUGGAUCCGAGCGGAAGAGCGCUCUCUCCUCCUGUGGCUGCCAGCAUCUGGAAUCCAGCAGCAUGGACUGUGGCCACAGAGUAUAGCCUCCAGGCUGACUAGUAGCCAUCGCCAGCCCUCUCCAUGAGUUUGUCGAGUCCUCUUUUGAAGUCAUCCCAUCUGGUGGUCAUCGCUGCCUCCUGUGGGAGGGAGUUCCAUAGUUCAACUAAUGCACUGCACUGAACCCACUGUAAUCAGUUUUGCUUAACUGCUGCUGCUGUAAUAUUACUU